This is a messenger RNA of Rubroshorea leprosula, 1535 nucleotides long. NCBI's taxonomy places the organism in Eukaryota, Viridiplantae, Streptophyta, Magnoliopsida, Malvales, Dipterocarpaceae. The record is from the annotation of a GenBank genome assembly.
AAACACCAAACUGUUCAUUUCCUCCCAAAGUUUUUCUUUUUCUUCCUCAGGAUCUCCUGUGGUUCUUACCGAUUGCUGCGAAUUGAAGUUAUUAAUAGUGGCAGAGGUGACAGAGAAAUCAUCUUUGAGUGAGUACAAGGAGCUUGUUGUGGGGUUCUAGCUGGUUGAUUGGAAGUUAACUUGGGAUUGGCAGUCUUUUGUUGAGUUGGAGGUUUAACGCUGAAACUGUGAAAUCCCUCCAUCUUCUUGUGUCAAUCUUGAAGAUUUUUAUACCUUCUUGAAAUUUGAAAUGGUUUUUAAUGUUUUGUUUCCUCAUACAUCAGCAAUUCGUACCUUUCAGUUUGGCAUUGGACGAGAUAUACAAAAGACAUAGCUUUUCAGACAAUUGAAAAGAGGAUUGGGAACAGUCAAAUGGAAGGGCCAUCAUUUUUUGAUAGAAUGAUCAAUCAUCUUCGUUCCACAUGCAAGUACUAUACUGGCUAUCCAAAAGAUCUUGGUCCAUCACGGGUUAUUCAUUUUAAUUCAGAACGUGAGUUUGUCCAGCUCCUUCAUGAAGGCAAUCCUGUGGUUGUUGCAUUCACAAUAAGAGGUAAUUACACAAGACAUCUUGACAAAGUGUUGGAGGAAGCUGCUGCUGAGUUUUAUCCUCAUAUUAAAUUUAUGCGUGUUGAGUGCCCAAAAUAUCCAGGUUUCUGCAUAGCACGGCAGAAGAAGGAAUAUCCAUUCAUUGAGAUAUUUCAUACUCCUGAACAAGUUGGUGAUUAUUCUUGUUGAAUAUAGUCGUGUUAUUAUGCAGCAACAUCCAUGAUUCUAUAGUCAGUUACUCUAUAUAAGUUAAAUCAAUGGGAGAAAUUUCAUUAUAAGAUUUGAUACUUUUGGUUCAACAUAGACAUGGCCUUGCAGCAAUAGAGUAGAUAAGUCAGAUGUCAGUCAGUGCUUUGAUUUGCCCUUCAGCUGUUUCAUAAAGCUCUUUACGACAACUUUGUGGUUACUUUGCAAACUUUUGACUGAUGCUUCAUAUAAUUAUCAAACAAUGAUGCUUGAAACUUAAAUGUAUACUGCGGCUCUUGCUCAUUGAUAUGUCUAUUUGGUGCAGGUAGCCAACCAAGGGAGAGUUACUGAUGCAAAUAUUACAAGAUACUCUGUUAAAGUUUUACCUUUCAAUUACGACCUCAGUGCCUAUGGAUUCAGAGAAUUUUUCAAGCGCCAUGGUAUACGGACCUCAGAUCCAAAGUGAAGCCAAUGGAGGUUACCAGGGGUCUUGUUAGGUUCAUGCUUUGUGAUACCUGAUAGCAUGUUGCUAGUGAUUGCAAUCUGUGCAUGUCAUGGUUGUCAGACGUUACGUACUUUUUCAAGUGUUUGUAAACCUUAAACCGCAUGCGUUCCAUUUUUGUUUUCUGGAUUUACUAAAAUGAUGACCAGAAAAUCUUUUCUUCCUUGAUUCAAUGUUUUGUUCUCUGUUUCUCUGUGAGGGUUUAUUUUCCUUGUGUUUACUUUGUGUGUUUGUUUUUUUUAAAUAUAACUUUAAAUGAUGA